AUGACCGGCGAAGAUUCAGACGUGCUGCUAGUGCUUGCGGAUGCCUUCAGAAGGCAAAGCGACGGGCUGCGAGCGGCGCGACGGAAGGUGUUUCGACUCUUAGUAGAGGAAACUUGGAGAGUGGCGAUGCGCAGCCGCCAUUACCUGACCAUACAGUGCUUGGACACGCCAAACGAGUCGGCGUGGAUGAUUCUCUACAAGUAUGGCACCGAUAUCAACUUCCUCAACGCGACCAGCUUGACCAGGAUCGCGUUCGGGAAUCUACUUCGUCGGUUUGUCGGUGUCUACUACAUCCCCCGAUUCCAACCGAGAGGCUGA
This is a messenger RNA of Phytophthora nicotianae INRA-310, 318 nucleotides long. RefSeq lists its product as hypothetical. The transcript has 2 exons. The record is from RefSeq and is a predicted model, not a curated record. NCBI's taxonomy places the organism in Eukaryota, Oomycota, Peronosporomycetes, Peronosporales, Peronosporaceae. Bases 1 to 318 code for a protein of 105 amino acids.